Molecule: messenger RNA, 1505 nt
Organism: Owenia fusiformis
Lineage: Eukaryota; Metazoa; Annelida; Polychaeta; Sabellida; Oweniidae
Source: the annotation of a GenBank genome assembly
CAGGACAUCAGAAAUGAUACUGGAUAUGUUUUUCGGUUGGAUAAUAUUUACCUUGACCCCUCUUAUUGCAUCUGGGGAUAAAGAAGAGUCAUAUUGUGUAGAUGUGGUGUUUGUUCUUCAAACAUCGUGCAACCUCGUAUCACGAUAUGACAGGGAUAUUGUGGAUGAUGCUACACAAAUCAUCCGUCGCUUCGUUGACCAAGUGUCUACCGAUAAAAACUCAACCAUGACUCUAAUUACAUUUGAUGAGGUGGCCGAGGAGGUGAUAUCACCCCAAAUCCCAUCAAAGUUCCUUAGUUCUCUAGAGAAGGGAAUUUCAAGAGGUGAUCAUUGUCCAAACAAUUUUAAAGCAAAAACAGCAGAUGCUCUUACACUUGUUGACUCAAAAAAAUAUUUUUCAGUCGAUGGUAAAAGGGGCAAACUGGUGGUUGUUAUGAGUGAUGGUAUUUCAUUUGAUAUGAAAUCCAAUAUUGAUGUAACUUUUAAAAAGACAGAGAACGCAAUCGGAAACUUACGAAAGAAGGGUGUGGAUUUCGGUAUAUUUGAAUUUUACCACUCUAUCGAAUGGGGAGAUGAUGAUGAUAGGAGGGGUGAUGAUGAAUAUUCCCUCUACAAUACGGCACUUCGCAUGGACUUCAGCCAAGAUUACAACCUCGAUUUUGUUAAUGCACUGAGGAAAUGUAAAAACGAAGAUAAGCCUGUUAAAGAGUGUCGUGUUCCUACAUUGGACCUUAUCUACGUCUUUGAUCGUUCAUUGUCCAUCAGCCCAGAUAACAUUGAAAAAGUGAAAGAAUUCUUGGUACAACUGAGCAGAAAGAUUAUGGCGAAGUCUAAAGAAACCUGGAUAGGAGCACUGUCAUACAACUAUAAAGUUUUUCAUGAAUUUAAUCUGCGAGGGAAUGACGUAAAAAGAGAUAUUGAGGACAUAGUAGAAGCACUGGAAAACAUUUCUACAAGCACCGCAGAGGGAACCUACAGUCACAAAGCAUUAAAAGUAGCUCGAGAAUCUAUAAGAUAUCUGAACAAGGAGAAAAACAGGACUGAUGCCUUAGACCUGAUUAUAAUGAUAACAGAUGGUGUGACAAACAUAAGUCCCUAUCUGACCUCAAGUAGUCCACGAGAUAAAUUUUCAAACUUUACAAUUAAAGCAGCUAAACUACUGAAAACAGGGAAAAUAGAUUUGAUAGUAGUAGGAUUACCUAAUAUUCAGGCCCAGAGAAAUCUGAAUAGUGGCGAUGAUGACGAGCGGGAAUUUGCCAAGAAGAAGAUAACUGCUGCCAAUGCAGAAUGGGAAGGCAUGAUAGGUGCGGUGUAUCCAAAUGACCCAGAGAAGAAAAGAACCAAUCUUUUCACUUUGAAUAGUAUGGAAGAAUUGUUGAAAGAAUUUGAUAGCGUGAUCUUAGAUACAGUAUGCAAGAUGGAAUCCAAGCAAUAAGGUGCAAUUUGAAAGUCUGAGUUGUCCAUGUAUCACGCCUCUGUAAGAUAAAUAAAGAGCGAACCUAAAU